UUGACUGGACCAAUAGAUGUGUAGCUAAGGGAACGAACGCUUCCUCAACUACAGUUUGAAUUUUCUAAAGUCGAGCAAGAAGCGUCGCGCCCAAAGUUUUAGGCCAUGAGCUGGGCGGUGGAGGAGUGGAAGGAUGGACUUCCAGGGAAAGCCCUGCAGAAGAUCCAGGAGAUGGAGAUCCAACUGGACAAACUGAAGAAGGAACGGACACAGAAGCAGUUUCAGCUGGACUCUCUGGAAGCUGCCCUGCAGAAACAGAAGCAGAAGGUGGACAGCGAACGCACCGAGAUCUCGGCUUUGAAAAGAGAAAACCAGUCGAUGAUUGAGUCGUGUGACGCUUUGGAGAAAACUCGUCAGAAGGUCGUUCAUGACCUCGGAGUCAAAGAGCAGCAGGUGAGCUACCUGGAGGGUCAACUUAACUCCUGCAAGAAGACCAUCGAUCGUCUGGAGCAAGAACUCAAGAAGUACAAAACUGAGCUUGAUCGCUCUCAACCUGCUGGAUCUUCCUCGCUGUCCACCUCUUCCUCCGACCUGCAGACGUUCAGCACUCCACAGAAGACUUUUGCUACGCCAGCGCCUGUCGCUGCACACAGACAGCAAGACGGCAAACUGGAGGAGCUUCAGGAAAAGUACAACCAUGAAGUGGAGGAAAGAAGAAAGCUGGAAAGUGAGCUCAAAAUGUUGCAGGCCAAGUUGCUGAAUCAGUCAUCCGUCAGCCACAAGGACAUCGCCGCCCGCCAAGCUGGGUCAUCCAUAUUCCCAUGGCAACAGCAGGAUCAGGUCCACAACCUGCGGGGCCAGGAUGUGAUGGAGACGCCGCUAAAGAGACGCGGUGCUUCUCUGUGGGACGAGGAAACGCCGAUCAAACCAAGCCAGCGGAUGAGUUCGUCCAGAACCGUCCAGAGUCCCGGUGGAUCGUCCCAGCAGACGGAGCAGCUGAAGAGCCUCAACCAAGAGCUGCGUGGACGUGUGUCGGAGCUGGAGAGGAAUCUGGCCGCUCAGGAAAAGGAAAUUCGUAACCAAGCGUCAAAGUUGCAGGAACUUCAAACUCACUUGAACCAAACCCGCAAAGAGCUGGCGGAGCGGGACAGAGAGCUGGCCAAGGCCGGCCACGAGCUGAGCCAGGCUGCAGACCGCCACCAGCAGCUGCAGGCAAAGUGUUCCCUGGUGGAGCAGAAGCUGAAGCAGGUCUCUGAGGAGAUGAGCUGCCAGAGGCACAACGCUGAGAGCUGCAGACGAGCUCUGGAGCAGAAACUCAAAGACCAGGAGAGAAACAGUCAGAAGGAGUUGGCUCAGCUUCAGAGUUCCCAUCAGGCUUUGGAUCAGCAGCUCAACCAGACCAGAACCAAGCUGACGCAGGAGGUCCAACAGGCCAAAAAAGAGAACAAUGUCCUUCAAGCGGACAUGGAGAAGCUGCGCUUGCAGAAGAAUCAGAUGGAGAGAGAAAUAGAGGAGCAGAAGCAGAAGCUGCUGCGGUCCGAACAAGGCCUGCAGGCGACGCAGACCAAAGAGCAAGACCUCCACAAAAAGAUGGAGGAGCUGCACAAAGAGAAGAGCGGUGUGACCAUCCAGCUGGACCGCAGCAGCAGGUCGCUGACUCAGCUGGAGGAGGAGAAGAGGACCUCGGAGCAGUCGCUGAAACGGACCCAGGGGCAGCUGGAGGAUCUGAAAGCGAAAUCUGACAGACAGGCCGAGGAGCUGAAGAGACUCCAGUCCAAACUUGAGCAACAGACUCAGGCGGCAGCAAGAGAGCUGGAGCAGAUGAAGAAGACGCUUUCUGACGCAGAGGCCCGGAGUGACAAAUCUCAGAAUGAGCUUCAGAAGCAGAAGCAGGAGAGCGAGACGCUGAGCAACAAGCUGACGGUGGAAGAGAAGGAGAGCGAAGCGUUGAAAUCAAACCUCCGUCAGAGUCAGGACGAGUGCCAGGCUGUGAAACAGGAGCACCAGGCUCUGCUGGAGUGGAAGAAGAACAAGGAGAACUUGAUCAACCAAACCGAGGCCGUGCAGCAGGAGCUCACUGACAGGAUUAUCACUUUGGAGGACAAAGCGAGUCAGAUGCACGAGGGCAACAACGAACUCCAGGCCCAGAUCUCAUCCAUGGAGGCAGACAAAGCCAGUCUGUCCGCCCACAUCGACGCCCUGAAGGGAGAACUCCUCAUGAGGAGCACGGAGCUGGAGGAGAAGCAGCAUCAGUACCAGCAGCUUCAGCUCCACGUCUCUGAAGCGGAACAGAAACACGGCAAAGAGCUGGAGAACGCCGGGAAGCAGCUGGCACAGCUCCAGGGACAGGUGAAAGAGCUGGAGUCCCGGCUGCAGAGGGAGACGUCUCGAGCCGAGCUGGCUGAGAAGACGAUCUCUGAGCUGCAGGAGGAGCACCAGGCUGCCUGCGACCUGCUGCGCUCCAAGGACCAGCUGCUGGAGCUGGGCCUGGCCGAGGUCAGCCAGCUGAAGGACAGCCUGGCUCAGUCCGCCGCACAGCAGGAGGCGCAGAGCGACAGCUUCGUGAUGCAGAAGGCCGUCCUGCUGAAGCAGUGUGAGGAGAGCGUUUCGGCGCAGGCUGAGGAGACGGAGCGCGUCAAGCUGCAGGCGGAGGAGGUCCAGCAGGAGCUGCUGCUCUCCAGACACAAAAUCACUUCCAUGGAGCAGAUCCUGAAGGUCCAGGAGCAGCUGGGAGCCGAGCUGCAGAAACAAAUUAAGACGAUGUCCGAUAAGGAGGAGGAGCUGACGAAGACGUGCGAGGAGAAAUCAGAGGAGCUGAAACGUUUGGAGGAGGAGCUGAAGGUCCAGCGGAGCCGGACGGAGGAGACGGAGCAGCAGCUCAGGGCGGCUGGAGCUCAGAUCCUCUCUGUGGAAAAUCAAAAGGCUGAGCUGGAAAAUCGACUUCAAGAGAUGCAGAAAGAAGCAGAGAUCCUGCAGUUCAGUCACACUGAAAGGAUAAACACUCUCCAGGAACAGAUCUUAUGUCUGGAAAAGCAGGUUGCUGCAAACCAGGAAGCRGCAGAGGAGGUUCCUGUCCUGAAAAACAAACUGGACGUGGUCAACCAGUCCCUUGCUCACCUUAACAAAUCUCUUGAAGCUUCAGAAAAGUGCCUCCGCUCUGCAAAUGAAAUAAAAGCUGACCUGGAGGUCACCUGGUCUGAGAAAGUGAAACAUAUCACUGCUUUGGAGGAUCAGAUCAAUAAUCUCACAGAGAAGCUGAGGACAGAGUCUGAGAGCCACAGYUCAGAGAUUGGGGAUUUCAUCAAUAAGGAGAGGAACCUCAAAGAGCAGUUGGAAGCCAUUAAGCAGUCGUCAGCUGCAACCAAAGCAGAAUCGAGCUCCAGACGGGAGGAGAUCCAAACCAUGAAGGCGACUCUGUCUGCAGUGUCCUGCGGCCUGGAAGAAAGAGACAACACGAUAAAGAGUCUGAAAGAGAAGCUGAACAAAGCAGAGGCAGAGCAGRCCAAAGCCUCUGAGCUCCUGAAGGAGAAGACGGUGGCCAUGAACAAAAUCAAGGUGCAGCUGGAGAUGCUGCAGAUGGACCUGGAGGACAACGAGUCGGCCAUGACCUCUGUGGACAGUCAKGUGGAGGAGCUGAAGGGAACCAUAGCGUCACUGGAGGCCAUGCUGGAGGACAGCAAARCCCAGGUUUCUGUCUUGGAGAYCCGUUUGGACGAGGUCCAGUCCCAAAACUCUCUGCUGGAGACAAAAUACGUGACAGCGAAGGAGGAGCUGCUGGAGCGGAGCUGCGAGAUAACCCGUCUGGAGGAGGACGCCGUCAGACGSCAGCAGCUAGAGGAGAGCGUCUCCGCCUUGGAGGCCAAACUGAGUCAGGUCACUGAGGAAAGCUCAAAGGCAGAGACCGAGCUGAGGCAGAUCAUUCAGGAGAAAGAGACCCGUUUGGAUCAGCUAAACGAGGAGAAAAACGGCCUCCAGGCUUUCUUAACGCUGCUGAUGGAUGAGCAGAAACGAGCUGAAACUGAAAUCACUCGGCCAUCAGUMCUGAUUCAUUGA
Molecule: messenger RNA, 3993 nt
Organism: Poecilia reticulata (guppy)
Lineage: Eukaryota; Metazoa; Chordata; Actinopteri; Cyprinodontiformes; Poeciliidae
Source: RefSeq, a predicted model, not a curated record